AUGAAGAGAUACUCAAUAGCUCCUUCUUCGUCCCGUCGAAGGUCUACGAUAAAUCCGAAUUUCACGGAAGCAGGAACAUCAAGGGCUGAAUUGGAAAAACUAGAACAAGAAACAACCUUAGUCUUACAAGAAAUCGAUAAAAAUCUUUCAAAGGCAAAUUCCAUCAUAAACGAUAGAAUUUUUCCAAUUCUUAAAGAAUAUUCUAAUAGUUCUGAUGAUGUGUGGAGCAAUGUCAGCUUUUGGAAGUAUUUCUUUGAGCAAUCUGCAAAUGUUGAAUUAAGUAGCUAUGAAGCUAGAGUCGAUACUACGACUGAUGUGAAUACUAUCGCUAAUACAAGAAACAACUUUUUAUUACUGGAUGAUGAGGAUGAAUUCAAUGAAGAAAGAGACAUUGGAGUCACAGCUGCAGAAAGCAAGCGCGAAGCAGAUCAAAGAGACGAAUUUAAAAAACCUAUACUGAAAUCAGCCGUCGAAGAAAGCACUCCUAGUUGGCCAGAACAGAGGAGACAUCCUGAAAAACAUAUGCACUCCUCUACUCCUCAACUUCAAAAAGCACCUUCAAUUUUAGCAGGUCAUGGUUUCCCUUCAUCGAAGUUUGAUUCUUACGAUAGCAUAGGCAUGCAACCGCCUCCAGCUUUGACAAACGCUUUAAGCAGCAACGAGGCUAUCACCUCUGAAUCCCCCAGGAAACUAGUGGAGUCUGUCCUGGCUGUUAGGACCCAGACUAUAAGACAGUCGUUAGAUAAUUUUCAUAGAAUAUCUAUUUCCCCGAAAAAGUCGAAGACACCAGGCCGAAAAGCUGCAUCAGAGGGCGCAAGAAGGAGAUCAUCCAUGAUUCAAGAUUUGAUAAACUCAUCACCAACUUUACCCGAACCUCCUAUUCUACAGUCUGAGGUGGGUCGCAGUGCUCCUAGCGGUUCCGAAGAAAGAGAAUCCUCAAUUGCGCCACACUCUUUAAAAGAGCAUGAAAGAUUAUCUCCAGUUCUGUUGCCUAAAGAUCUCAGUCCUCCCAAGCUUCAUCAAGGUAAUGUAGGACUACAAAGAUUUCCAACUACACCGAACUUCAGAAAAGAUAAAAAUUAUGAUGAUGUCGAGAAUAUAUUGCGGACUCCUAUGGGCGUUCGUAUCAGAUUUGGAGGAGAUGAUAGCGAUAUACCACCUCCACAGCUACAGAAUAAUCCACUGGGGUUUGAAAAUGUUGAAUUGAGUAAGUCUUCCGAGUAUGAUAUCCAACCACAAAUGGCGACGAACAUAUCGAAAGAAGACAGAAAGGAUACUAAUGGUGAUUUUUACUCUGGAAAAAGGAAGAAAUCUAAAAUACAGGCGAUAAACUCUGAAGAGAAUAUAUUUCUUGAGAACAGUAACCAAAGAAAUAACUCUGUUACGUCCACUAUUUACCAUUCUAUCACAAACAACAAUGAAAAUUUAGUCAUCGCUAGCAAUGAAACUUCAGCACAACUUCAUAAUUCGAAAGAAAAUACUGGUAGUCAUUCUCAAUCGAGGUCUAUAUCAAAUUUAUUUGAAGAAGUAUUAACCAAUAUGUCGUCAAAAAAUGGAGAGGAAUUGCAGCAAAACAAGGAACCCCAAAGUAAAGAUAUUUUUGGCGAAAUUUCUGCCAGUCAAAAUGAUAACACUACAGAGAACUCUACAAGUGAGCUAGGUUCUUUAUUGAGCGAGAGAUAUAAAAAUCUUACGAGUCACAAGUAA
Messenger RNA from Priceomyces carsonii, 1707 nucleotides. It is a transcript of the gene ASK1, whose product is annotated as Ask1p. Gene Ontology annotation, cellular component: mitotic spindle pole body; DASH complex; mitotic spindle. The record is from RefSeq and is a predicted model, not a curated record. Gene Ontology annotation, biological process: attachment of spindle microtubules to kinetochore. The coding region runs from base 1 to 1707 and encodes 568 amino acids. The transcript has a single exon. Lineage: Eukaryota; Fungi; Ascomycota; Pichiomycetes; Serinales; Debaryomycetaceae.